AUGGAGCCGAUACAGUUGGAAAUGCCAGCCAACCUAGACACGUGGGGCUCAGGCAGGCAGAUGCUCAUCGUUGCCCAUAUUUCUGGCAACCUCGGAGUUGGCCGACUUGAAAUUAUGGAUAGCUGGAAAAAAGCAUACACAACGUACAUGUUAUGUCCGUUUAGGCUUCGAUGCGUUUACACAUUCUUCCGGCUUGUCGUCAAUUUUCUGGAAGUUUCGGUAUCGCCAACUCGAAUGCUUCUGCUGUUUGUCUCCAGUUCGCGAUGGCCGACCACCGCAACAAUGAGCCCUCUUCUGGCAGUCACUUUCACAUUUCACAAUGCUCCAUCAUCGGCAUCAGGUUGCUUUCAAAUACUCAGUUCAUGUGGCCACCUUCAUGUUGAAACCGUCUGA
This is a messenger RNA of Protopolystoma xenopodis, 393 nucleotides long. Lineage: Eukaryota; Metazoa; Platyhelminthes; Monogenea; Polystomatidea; Polystomatidae. The record is from the annotation of a GenBank genome assembly.